Molecule: messenger RNA, 2196 nt
Organism: Cuscuta epithymum
Lineage: Eukaryota; Viridiplantae; Streptophyta; Magnoliopsida; Solanales; Convolvulaceae
Source: the annotation of a GenBank genome assembly
UUUUGAAGUCUAUUUUUAUAAUUGAGUGGUCUCAAUUCGAGAGGAGAGAGCAAUCAUCCAAAAAUCGAUCUGGAACGAGCAGAGGUCUGUGAACUCGAGCUGUGAGAGUGCUGAGACUGUUUGGUCGAUAUCUCGAGUUUUACAAAUCCAAUUAAGGCGUGUGAGAUACCCACAGAAAGCUCUCAAGACGAGGAAUCCGUGAAGGUCUGGUUUGCAGGAAUCGGAGUUGUGGAAGGCUUCCAAAUCGUCCGAGCAAAACACAACCUCGCAGGAGAGGAUUUAAUCUUCUAAAAGAAACGAGUUGACCGGGAAACACCCGUUCUAGGGGCUGUUUUCGUAUCAACGAUUAAGGGUUGAACUAGCACUUUGAGGAGGCUGUUUAACACUCAUAUUUAAGCAAGGAAUCAGUUCCAAAUCCACCUUGACCAAAGCUUUGACCAUUGGACCAAGAAGGGAAAGUUUAAAGCUCAAUUGAGGUUGAGGCUAGAGCUUGCUUCCUGUGCUCGUUGCUCGAGAGAUCAUCUAGGGGCGAAGACUUGAAAUGGACCGUGGUGGCAGGAUUACUAGGAGAAACCCGACGGGCCGUGUACCAGUGGAGACUGGACAGGGCAUUCGAAGGACCUCUAGGGCAUCUAGAGGAGCUGGCCGUGGAGGCCGAUCACAGACCGUGAGUGACGGUCAUGUUGACACGGAAAGUGAGACCUACUGGUCCUAUGAGGACUCGACUUACCAACCGGAGACAGAGCCGGUUGAGACCCCUUAUGAAGGGGAUGAUGACGAUGUAAGUGAUGAGGAGGAAAAUGGCUCCUUAGCACGGAUCGAAGCACUACUCCAACAAUACCACAGGGAGCGUGAAGAGAGGAGGCAACGCCGAAGACGCCGAGCGGGGCAACCUUCGGGCAUGGCUUCAAGAGGAGGAAGUCAUGGUGCAUCUAGAGUCCAUGUGGAACCACAUGGAGGCCGAAAUGAUGGAGGUCCAACCAUAAGGAUCUCCAAAUUUAUCAAAGAAGCAAGGGACUUGGGGUGCAAACCCUUUGAUGGGGCAGGGGACAUUUCAGUUGCAGCACAAUGGAUCAAGAGGCUAAAUGAAGCAGCCCUUGACAUGCAAAUCGCGCCGAAUCUCAAACUGAGAAUUGCGGUAAGAUUGCUCGAGGGGAUGGCAUCCAAGUGGUGGGAUGGAACCAAGAGCAAGUACGGUGAGACCGUCGUUUGGGAGGACUUCCAACGGGAGUUCUUUGCCCAAUAUUAUUCUGAUUUUGAAGUAAACAAGAAGGUGAGGGAAUACACCCUCCUAACCCAAGGGGGUAACAUGACAGUGAAGGAACUUGAGUACAAGUUCCGGGAUCUCGCCGACUACAUACCGGAGUAUGCUUGUGACGAGAACCGAAUGGUAAACCACUUUUGGGAUGCUCUUGACUUGGAGAUACGUGAUAGGGCAACACAAUUGCCUAAUAUGACUUUCGCCCAAGUGGUUGACCAAGCGUUGAAAGGAGAGAAACAAUGGGAAGAAAGGAAGAAGAAAGACGCCGAAGAGGCGAAAAAGAGAAAGUGGGAGAGUCAUGGCUCUCAAGGUUCCAACAAGGGGAAUCAUGGGGGAGGACCUUUCCGAGCACCACCGCCACCAUCUAGGGGGAACCAAGGCCCGAGUGGGCAAGGCUCGAGGUCACAAGCCUCAGUGGUAACUCGUUGCAACAAUUGCAAGAAACACCACUCCGGUAAAUGUCGUGACCCCCCUAGAUGUUUCCAAUGUGGGGAUGCCGGACACUUGAAGGCGCAUUGCCCCCAGUUGGGUGGGGCAAGGACAUCAGGACCAAGUAGCGGGGCUGCGGGAAGUAGAAACCAAGCCGGGGGCUCCCAAGUAACCAGGGGGCAAGGGGGAGCAAGCGCGAGUAACGCGCCGUCCGUGAAUCAAGGAAGGACGCAAGCUAGAGUCUAUGCAAUGACCGAGGCCGAUGCUCGGGCUAAUCCCGACUCCAUCGCUGGUUGAGGCUAGAGCUUGCUUCCUGUGCUCGUUGCUCGAGAGAUCAUCUAGGGGCGAAGACUUGGUUCGUGCUUCCUCCAUUCGGAUUUUAAACAUUAAUAAACAUGCUCAUGGAUAUUUUAUUAUAGAGCCUGCGUGCUCAUGAAUAGCCCUGUGUGGCCCUUUUGUUUUAAACAAUGUUUUCCGCUGCUUUAUGAAUUACUUAUUAUGUUGUU